AUGUUGGCCCAUGAGGCCAUCAUUGAACGCAAGAUUAGUUCCAUUACUUACCCAGAUGCCAAGACAUAUGCUGCGAUUCUCUUGCACCUGACGCCCAAUACGAUGAGCAUGCCAGGGGAAUUUGAUGCCUUCAGGCCAUAUUUAAGUGAUAGCUGCGUACGAUCAGUGGUACCGACUAUCGGACAUCCUGUAAUAUUCAGUAGCCACUGUUUUAUGCCAGCUCAGAGACGUCAAGCACGGCGCUCAACAAAUAAGCAGACCCCGGCCGGCCGGCCGGCCGGCAUGUCGACACCUUAUGCUAUCGGACCACGAUCCGUGGCGCCGCACUCACAUCGCUCGUCUGCCGUUGUCCGCGAUGAGACCGACUCGGAUACAGACACCGUACAUCGACUGAUAAUCCCGCUCUUUUCCCUACUAGCAAGUAAAUGUCUGCACAUUUCGCCGGUCACUGUGCGUCACGCACUUUCGGUUGCGCUUCCGCUCGCUGGAGGGUUGGAUCCCUUGGAAUCUCACCAAGACCGUUUGAUUGAUCACCAUGAGGAUCAGCCAUUGCUGGACGACCACGCGCGUUUCAAGUUGGACGAUCUGCUGUCAAAACCCUCUUCACAGGAGAAGUAA
This is a messenger RNA of Sordaria macrospora k-hell, 618 nucleotides long. RefSeq lists its product as uncharacterized. Lineage: Eukaryota; Fungi; Ascomycota; Sordariomycetes; Sordariales; Sordariaceae. The record is from RefSeq and is a predicted model, not a curated record.